ACGAGGGCUUUGCUGAAUAUUACCAUGAACAACGCAGUUCGGGAAGUGAUGUGUAUGGAAAACAGCACACUGGCGAACGUUUUGCAGAAACAAUCUGACGCUAUUUUACUACUGGACUGUCGACCAUUUUUAGCGUACAACUCUCAUCACAUCGCAAAAUCACAGAACAUACACUGUCCGACUAUACUUAAGCGGCGCUCAAAAGGUACUGUGUCUUUGGAAAACAUUGUAACAUGUGAAGAGAGUCGAACGAAAUUACUGAAUGGUGUCUACAAAUCGGUGGUAGCGUAUGACCAGCAUACUAGUACAUGCGAAUAUGAUCACAUCCCUAAAGACUGUGAUAUGGAGUUGAUACUACACAGCUUACUACAAGACCCACUAGUUUCAGCCGACUUAUAUUUCCUGAGAGGUGGUUUCGACAAGUUUUCAAUGGAUUUCUCUUCACUCUGCGUUGGUCAAGAAUGCGAAAUAGCUUCUGCCGUUCCCAUGGAAAUAAUCCCAACAACGUCUCUGGCAAAGGACUGCUACUCUGACCCGAUUUUCGACCAAGGCCAGCCAGUCGAGAUCUUGCCUUUUAUUUAUCUGGGCAGUUCCUAUCACUCAUCGCGAAAGGAUAUGUUGGACGCACUCGGAAUUACAUCGCUCUUGAAUGUAUCAACGACAUGCCCGAACUAUUUUCCAGACGAUUAUACUUAUAAACGUAUACCUGUGGACGAUAAUAGUAGUGCCAAUAUCAGUGCUUGGUUCCUAUAUGCAACUGAUUUCAUCGACUCUGUAAAAGUAUCCGAUGGAAGAGUGUUGGUCCACUGUCAGGCGGGUAUCAGUCGAUCAGCCACUAUCUGUCUAGCCUACCUGAUGAGGGCGCUCCACUACAGACUUGACGAAGCUUUUGAGUUUGUCAAAAGUCGACGUCGACUCAUUUCACCAAAUUUUAACUUCAUGAGCCAGCUACUGAAAUUCGAGUCUGAGACUCUCCCACCAAUGACAUCGCGUGAUAUGCAAAGCACGUCAACUGAAAUAUAUUCCAAAUCACCUCAGAAAAUCGCUGUGACGUCACCACCACCUACAUCAUCCUCUGCAUCUCCAUUGCUACGGCAACGAAGACGUUCGACUGGCGCUACCCAAUCGCCAAUGAGGAAAUCAAGGCGAAAAUCCACCGAAGAUAAAGAAAAUCAUUCCAUAUGACAUGCCCAGUAUCGGCCUUUGCCGAUUUUCUGAUCUGAGUUUUGUUCGGUCGGGUUUACCGAUCAGUUUAACGAAACCCAACGACCUUCAGUUAAAGGGAGUGUUUCAAAGAGUAGAAAUAA
Messenger RNA from Saccoglossus kowalevskii, 1307 nucleotides. RefSeq names its product dual specificity protein phosphatase 1. Lineage: Eukaryota; Metazoa; Hemichordata; Enteropneusta; Harrimaniidae. Gene Ontology annotation, cellular component: cytoplasm; nucleus. Gene Ontology annotation, biological process: negative regulation of MAPK cascade; endoderm formation; protein dephosphorylation. Gene Ontology annotation, molecular function: MAP kinase tyrosine/serine/threonine phosphatase activity. The record is from RefSeq and is a predicted model, not a curated record.